CCUUGGAGGAAGAGAUGUCUGUACACCACGCAACAACAUCAGUAUGAGUUUCGCAGAUUCAGAGGGACCUCCAGCGAAGAAGAGGAGGUUCUUUACAGAAAAAUCGGCUGUUCUUGACUCUUCCUUGACGCAUGAGCCAUCAUUACCAGACGAAUUCGACGCGUUCUCGGACCCAAUACACCACGGAGAAAAUGUAUUGACUUCAGCGCAUGCCUCAGCAGAUUCGGCAACUCAGAGCUCUCCUGAAAAUGGAGAAAUUCAUCAUGAUGAGCCGCUCGGAUUUAAUCAAGAUACAUUUGAGAGCUUUGUUGGAGACAAAGUGGCGCCGAAUGUUCUGAAGAAGUUGCGGGAGGCAUCUGGAGACAACAUGGAGAGAGCCGUCAACAUGUACUUUGAUGGUUCUUGGAAUACUGCUUCGACCAAUAAGUCUUCGAGUUCCAAGACAAUGACAAUCAAUGCUUUUACAAGGUCGAAUUCGAAUGCCGAAGGAAGUAAUCAUAAAAGCCCAAGGACAAGAAGUCCUGUCUCGAACGUACAACCGAGAGAAUCAAUUCCUGAAUCUAGAUAUGUUGGCGUCUUUGGAGUUGGUGGUUGGGCAACGAGGAGCGGUACAACUUUGAUCAAGCAUGGCGAGCCUAUACGUAUCGAAAGGCAAAAGAUACAACCACCAAAAACCCCAACAGGAAAAGGAAAGGGUCGACCAGCACAAAAUGCCCCUAAGCCGAACAGUGCUGCUGCGAAAAGAAUUGAUGUAGUCGUACGCUUCACUAAUGCGAGAGGAGAAGAGAUUGGCAGACUACCUCGAGACCAUGCCAACUGGGUAUCUACACUGAUAGACCAGAAAGUCUGUAAAUUUGAAGGCACAUGCAUCUAUGCUCCAGAGCGGAUACGUACCAACGACACCAUUUUUAUUCAACUGAGAUGCUCGUUACUCCGGACAGCUUUCGACACUGGCGGUUUUAAGCUGCAUGAUAAUCGGACAACCGGACUUUUUGAGGAGAAGGAAACAUCGGAGGAGAAAGAGCUGAGGCUGCGUCAGGUGGCGCUUGUCAAAUUGUUCGAGGAGAUCAAUAUGCUUCCGUCCAGGACAUCGGAGACUACAGCGAAGCACAAACGUAAGGGAUUGCUCCAAGCAGCCGAAGUUGCUGAACAAUACGAAGCUCAGAAGUCUAAGAAACCAGAAUCGACAGAGAAUGGCGGAUCGUCUCCACCUUCCGAGGAAGAGGAAGGUAAAGAGCUGGAGCAAGAUCAAUUAGACACGCUAUACAAGAAAGCUCAGUCGUUUGAUUUCAAUGCUCCUGCUGCAGAGCCAGCUAAGACAUUUGCUAUGGACUUACGGCAAUAUCAGAAACAAGCCCUACAUUGGAUGAUGUCGAAAGAGAAGGAUGAAAAAGACGAGAGCAGAGAGGCCUCAAUGCAUCCAUUAUGGGAAGAAUAUGCCUGGCCUUUCAAAGAUAACGACGAUAAAGAAUUGCCUCAAGUCGCCGGUCAGGAUGCGUUCUAUGUUAAUCCAUACUCUGGCGAGCUAUCUCUUAAGUUCCCCGUCCAGGAGCAGCAUUGCCUUGGUGGCAUUCUUGCGGACGAAAUGGGACUGGGAAAGACAAUUGAGAUGAUGAGUCUGAUUCAUUCUCACAAGUCAGAGAUUGCCAUGAGAUUGGAAAAGCUGAAUACGGCAAUCACGUCAGUCAAUAGUCUACCAAGAUUACCAGCCAAUUCGUCUAAUGUCGAAUAUGCUCCAUGCACAACUCUAGUAGUUGCUCCCAUGUCUCUACUAGCUCAGUGGCAAAGUGAGGCGGAGAAUGCAUCGAAAGAAGGAACUUUGAAAAGUAUGGUCUAUUACGGUAGUGAAAAGACUGCCAACCUACAGGCAUUGUGUUGCGAAGCCAAUGCGGCAUCUGCGCCCAACGUGAUCAUCACAAGUUACGGCGUCAUUCUGUCGGAAUUCAAUCAGGUGGCUGCCAGGAAUGGGGACCGUGGAACUCAUGGUGGAUUGUUCUCGUUAAAGUACUUCCGUAUCAUUCUCGACGAAGCUCAUCAUAUCAAGAACAGACAAAGCAAGACUGCAAAGGCUUGCUAUGAACUUGAUGCAGAGCAUCGUUGGGUAUUGACAGGUACACCAAUUGUCAACAGAUUAGAAGAUCUGUUCAGUUUGGUCAAAUUCUUGAGGGUGGAGCCUUGGAGCAAUUUCUCCUUCUGGAAGACCUUUAUCACCGUCCCGUUCGAAUCGAAAGACUUCAUGCGUGCUCUUGAUGUCGUCCAAACUGUCCUAGAACCUCUGGUACUGCGCCGCACAAAGGAUAUGAAGACACCUACCGGAGAAGCACUUGUUCCAUUACCUCCCAAAACCAUCGAGAUCAUGGAUAUUGAACUUUCGAAACCAGAGAGGGAGGUCUAUGAUCAUAUUUUUACACGAGCUAAGCGAACAUUUGCGGCGAACGUAGAAGCUGGGACUGUCUUGAAGGCCUACACUAGCAUCUUCGCCCAGAUUCUACGUCUUCGACAGUCAUGUUGCCACCCAAUUCUGACUCGCAAUCAGAACCUUGUCGCAGACGAAUUGGAAGCUGCUGAGCUGGCUGAUGCUUCAACAGGGUUGGCAGAUGACAUGGAUCUUCAAUCAUUAAUCGAACGCUUCACAGCUGCUACGGACGACUCUGCAGAUGCAAAUGCCUUUGGCGCUCAUGUUCUUGAGCAGAUUCGCGACGAGGCUGAUAGUGAAUGUCCCAUAUGCUCUGAAGAACCAAUGGUUGAACAGACUGUUACAGGCUGUUGGCAUUCCGCAUGCAAGAAAUGCCUCCUCAAUUAUAUCACGCAUCAACAAGACAAGGGAGAAGUUCCAAGAUGCUUCAACUGCAGAGAAGUGCUUAAUAUUCGUGACAUAUUCGAGGUAGUCAAGGACGAAGGUCACCCUGAGAGCGCUGACGGGAAGCCGAAAAUCAGUUUGCAAAGACUAGGAUCCAAUUCCUCUGCCAAAAUCGGAGCACUCUUAACCCAUCUCAAGACUUUGAGAAAAGAGCUUCCAGGUACCAAGUCAGUAGUGUUCAGUCAGUUCACAUCCUUCCUGUCUCUCAUCGAACCUGCUCUUACACGAGCAUCAAUCCCCUUUAUGAGACUCGAUGGAUCCAUAGCACAGAAAGCCAGAGCCGCUGUACUUAGCGAAUUCGCCGCAAGCAACAAGGGCAUCGUGCUACUUCUAAGUUUGCGGGCCGGUGGUGUGGGUCUCAACUUGACGAUGGCCAAGCGGGUCUACAUGAUGGAUCCGUGGUGGAGUUUUGCUGUCGAGGCACAAGCCAUUGAUCGUGUGCAUCGGAUGGGACAAGUUGAUGAAGUGAAAGUAUGCAGAUUCAUUGUGAAGGAAAGUGUGGAAGAGAGGAUGUUGAAGAUUCAAGAUAGGAAGAAGUUUAUUGCGAGCUCACUUGGUAUGAUGAGCGAUGAAGAGAAAAAGCUGCAGCGUAUUGAAGAUAUUAAGGAGUUGCUCAGCUGAUCCUUGGCUUCCUCUGCUGGACACCUCGUACAUAAUUGGCAUGGUUGGGAGCGUAGCGCUGGUUGGCAAUUUUGCAGGAUAGGGAAUUUUGUUGCGUCACCAGGAACUACUUCUCUUGGUAGAGCUAAGCGAGGAGGCAUUUGACAGGCUUCCACCACUAGGCUUCGGGAAUUUCAAUAAACCUAAUUGUGUCCAUGGAAUCUUGGAUCUCCGUCCGUGUACUG
Messenger RNA from Mollisia scopiformis, 3705 nucleotides. RefSeq names its product putative DNA repair protein rad-5. The transcript has 2 exons. Lineage: Eukaryota; Fungi; Ascomycota; Leotiomycetes; Helotiales; Mollisiaceae. The coding region runs from base 44 to 3481 and encodes 1145 amino acids. Gene Ontology annotation, molecular function: nucleic acid binding; hydrolase activity, acting on acid anhydrides, in phosphorus-containing anhydrides; ATP binding. The record is from RefSeq and is a predicted model, not a curated record.